Molecule: messenger RNA, 2217 nt
Organism: Puccinia graminis f. sp. tritici CRL 75-36-700-3
Lineage: Eukaryota; Fungi; Basidiomycota; Pucciniomycetes; Pucciniales; Pucciniaceae
Exons: 5
Coding region: 1-2217 (738 amino acids)
Source: RefSeq, a predicted model, not a curated record
AUGCGAAUCCGUUCAAACAUUCUUCAAAUCACAACGAUCAUUUUUGCAAAUGCCGAAUCCCACCUGAGCUUCAGUAACCCCAAGAACUUGAAGCAUCCGCUAGAUCCCGGUGGUGCCGAAUAUCACGCUGCGAAAGCGCCCUCGGGACCACUUGACGUCUCGAUUGUCGUUGGGAGCGCUGAUUACUCACCCAUCGUUGCUUGUAACGGGAGGGAGUGCUUGGGACCGUUGAUGAUGAACUCAUCCUCCGUUGCUUGUGUCGGGAAGGCGGCCUUGGGACUGUGGGAAGUUGAUUCUCUGAUCGUUUGGAUGAACGUAUAUUCCCGACUAGUAAAGAGUAUUGAAGCCCCGCUGGCAGGCAUAACACAACCCAACAGUCCACAGAAUCGUGAGGCUUUCAACAGUUUUCCUUACUUGAAACUCACAUUAUCUUCUGUCUUGAGACUUAUUUUGUGUGGGCGGGCGCGAACCCAAUAUAAGAAGUGGCAAUGUGCACGCGGAACGGUGCUCAACCCUCCUCGUCUGUAUCGAUACUCGUUCCUUGAGAAAUGUUGCUACCUCGCAUCUCUCGACCAAGCAGCUUUCCGAUCUUCGGCGAGUGAGAUAAUCGGUUCGACCGAUGGAGUGAAAGAAAUAGCCAGCGGAUCAAGUAGCAUUCGCUCCUCGAAGAAAUGGAAACUUCCCAAGAGCUUGGUUGACAUUAGAACCAAGAGCCUGCCGAAAAUCCAGUGGAAAUCUACUCUUCGGGGGCUUCAAGGACGAUUAAAGAAAGACUCGCCACCCCCUGUGGGACCGCCAGCGACGGCCUCCCCAAUUGGUCUAGGUAGCCCUCCUGGCGACACUGCAGAAGCCGACUCACACGCAGAGGAUGCCUCAGACACAGAAGAGCUUUCGCAUGUUGGCACCACAGAGGAAGCUAAUUUAAUCCCAGAACACAGCCAUCACUCUAAUCAACCGGACGAUAGUGACUCUGACCACGGAAAUCCGCUUUCGCAUGUCGGUACCUCAGAGGAAGCUGGUUUGAUCCCAGAAGAAUCCCAGCAUAACGCACCGCAACCUACGAGUCAUCACUCUAAUCAACCGGACGAUGGCGGUUCUGACCACAGAAAUUCGCAUUGGAAUGAUCAUGCUCACCAGUCACCACAUCAGUCAGAGGGACUCAGUGAUGAAUCUUUGGCCCUCAUCCUGCAAGCGGAAGAGUAUGAGGCUCUUGAUCAUUCAGUUGCGCAAAAUGGUAUUGAUGCCACUCACAAUGAGGUCUGGGGAAAUUCACUUUCGCACGGUGAUACCUCAGAGGAUGGUCAUUUCAUCCCAGAAGAACCCCAGCAUAACGCUCCGCAACCUGCAAGCCAUCACUCAAAUCAACUGGAAGAUGGUCUUUCUGACCACAGAAAUUCGCAUUGGAGUGAUCAUGCUCCUCACUCACCGCAUCAGUCAGAGAGACUCAAUGAUGAAUCUUUGGCACUCAAACUGCAGCUGGAAGAGUAUGGGAAUUCUGAUCACUCAGCGGCACAACAUGGGGUUGGCGCCACUCACAAUGAGGACUAUCCUCACGAUCUUGUCGCUGCCAUGUCGGGGGAGAAUCAUAUCCACGCUCAUCAACCUGAAUCAGGCCUUGUGGAUACCCGUUCUGAUGCAGAAAUCGCCCGCCAACUUCACGAAUUUUUAUUAGCGCAGCCCCAUGACCACGUUGAACCAACCAGAAUUUCGUCUCCAUUGGGGGAGAACCAUGACCACCCUUAUCAAUUUGGAUCGAGUUUUCCGGACACCACAGGAGAUGCAGACUUUGCCAAAGCACUUCAGGCCUCUUUGUCUGCAGAGCCCCAGUCCCACGGCCACAUUGAGCCGGACAUGAUUGGUUCUACGUUUGGGGGGAACCAUGAUCACUUUCCUCAAUUUGAAUCGGGGUUUUCAGAUACCUCUCGGGAUGGACGAAUCACCCGCCAACCUGAGACCUCUUUAUCUAGAGAGCCUUAUGACCAGGCGGUGCCAAGCAGGAGUCGGGAUCAAAAUACAAAUCGAGCUCCAUCGACUCCAACUCCCUUCACAGCACCUCAGAAUGGGGCAUGGUCAAGCUCUCGCCAGGACGUCAGCCGAGUUCAACGGGGCUCUUUAGUCGAUCAAGCCAAGGAUUCCAUCUGCACAUUGGCUAAAUGUCUAUUAGUUGGGUAUUUAUUAUUUCGGUAUUUUCAAACAUAUCUGUUUCCGGCCAGUUAG